This is a messenger RNA of Pochonia chlamydosporia 170, 807 nucleotides long. RefSeq names its product adenovirus e3 region protein CR2 domain-containing protein. The transcript has a single exon. NCBI's taxonomy places the organism in Eukaryota, Fungi, Ascomycota, Sordariomycetes, Hypocreales, Clavicipitaceae. The record is from RefSeq and is a predicted model, not a curated record. The coding region runs from base 1 to 807 and encodes 268 amino acids.
AUGCGGUCCAUCCACAUCGCGGCGGCCCUCCUCGCCAGCACCGCAACCGCCCUCCCCCAAAACGAAUGCUUCAAACUCCACAGCCAACAACUCGCCGAGUACACCGACUGCGGCGACCGCCAAAUCGUCAGCCAGUGCCUCUCCUCGCUCUCUACCUUUGAGCAGUCCGACCUGGAGUCAUGCUACACCACCGCCGGCUGCUCUGCCGCCCAAGCCGCCACCGACGUCAAAUACAUCUCCGACCGCUGCGCAGAGUACCUCCGCGCGGGUGAGCUGCGAAAGCGAUUCCGCGCCGCCAUGGUCGCUGCCACGACUACCGUCGAGGGCGUUCCCCUGAUGGCCAGGGCGACUACCACGGCUGCGCCCACGAAAAAGGGCAAAGACUGCUUCGACGUCAAGGAAUUCGACACCACGUCCUGCGACGUGGUCACCGAGAACGGCAAGACCAAGACAAACACCUGUACGCCUUCAAAGGGCACCUCUAGCGACUGUCUCUCCGGCUGGAUCUGCACCGUCGACGGCGGCCACCAGGAUAUAUGUAUGAAGGAGCAGUCCAUCGACACGGGCGGCAUCAUCAUCGCCAUCGUGUUUGCCGCAUUCAUCGUCAUUGGUCUCGCGUAUCUGACAUUUGCGUGCUGCCGCGAACGCAGCCACCACAAGAAAGUGGCCGCCAAGGCCGAAGCCGUUGCGCUCGCCCGCGCAGCUACGAAGAAGCAGCGUGCGCAGGAGGCGCGUGCGCCGUUGAUGCAGCAGACACAGGAUGCCAGUGGUCCCAAUCCCUUCCAGGACCAGCCCGGCCAUGCGUAA